AUGCCCAUUCAGGUCGAAGUUCUGAAGCAACAACUCGGGGAAUGGCUGCUGCCCAACAUUCUGGUGUUGCCGCUUUCGGAGGCCAGCUGGCGGGUUCACCCUUUUUCAACCAACCAGCGGUACUGGCACGCGACGUUAUUUAACACUAACUACAGGCUUGCGGGAGUCUGGCGAUUAACCUAUGCCCCGGCCUUUGCCCGAGACAUGGGCCAUAGGUACAUGAUGCUGCUCGAUGAUGAUGCCUUUAUCCGGAGUCCAGUUGGCUUCAACAUCGUGGAGACAUUCGACAAGCAAGGUUACUUGAUGGCGGCCCGGAAUAUUGUGCAUGACAUCCCAUGGGUCACCUGGGGCCUCCCGGAGCUUGUGCGCUACUACCUAGUCACCCACAAAGUUGUACCGGCCACACUCUUCGAGCACUGCAAUCCGCCUAACUUGACGGGGCUGUACUCAUUAGAUGAUGUGUCGCACACGAACAAUUCUGAGACUCCCCCUGAGGACCUGCUUGCGCUGCAAGAGCUUCAUCAGCCCACAGAGGGCGGUUGGGAUCGGUUGGUCAUCUUCACCAACUUGGUCAUGUGGAACCUGGACUGGUGGUUCAGCCCCUUGGUGAAUCGCUUCGUGCACCUGUGCGUCGCUAGUGGAGGCGUCGUCGACCAGCGUUGGAAUGAGCAGGCCGUGAUUACCAUGGCAUGGCAGAUAUUUGUGCGGAAGGAACAGUUCUUCAUGUUCAAUUUCAGCUUUGAACACACGAAAGGGUCCUACGUUGCUGAUCAGUUCUUCGAGGAGCACAAGCUUAAGCAUGUUCCUUCACCAGCAUGA
Messenger RNA from Volvox carteri f. nagariensis, 819 nucleotides. RefSeq lists its product as uncharacterized. The coding region runs from base 1 to 819 and encodes 272 amino acids. The transcript has 4 exons. The record is from RefSeq and is a predicted model, not a curated record. Lineage: Eukaryota; Viridiplantae; Chlorophyta; Chlorophyceae; Chlamydomonadales; Volvocaceae.